UAAGAAUAUAUUCUGUUAUAUUUUGUCUGUUAAAGUUGGAACUCAGUGAUUAUUGAUUGAUUAUUGCUGAAUUUUAUUAUAGUACCACAUCGGAUGCCUUGAUUCUUUUCCCUUAAGAACUUUGUGUUUCUAGUUGCUUCUGUUUAAGCUUGUCUUUUAUUGAUCGUAAAGAUGUAAUAUUGUGUAGGGGUGUGUGAAGAAUUGUUAACUGGAAAUACUACUUUAUCAAUUCAAUUAAAUGAUUCUAUUGCUUCACCUGUUGUUAACUAAGCAUAUGAAAAUGUUUUGUUUGUUCGUUUAUUCAGAAAUCACAUGCACUAUCAACCCUAGAAGGAUAUAGUGGUUAUGGAGCUGAACAAGGUGAAAAGCCAUUAAGAUGUGCAAUUGCUUCAACAUUUUACCCUGAUCUUGGCAUCGAAGAUGAUGAUAUAUUUGUCUCAGAUGGAGCAAAGUGUGAUAUAUCUCGUCUCCAGAUUGUCUUUGGUUCAAAUGUGAAAAUGGCUGUGCAGGAUCCAUCAUACCCGGCCUAUGUAGACUCAAGUGUAAUUAUGGGCCAAACUGGUCUAUACCAGAAGGACGUUCAGAAGUUUGCAAACAUUGAGUACAUGAGGUGUAAUCCAGAAAAUGGUUUCUUCCCUGAUUUGUCAUCUCUUUCUCGACCAGAUAUCAUAUUUUUCUGUUCUCCAAACAAUCCUACUGGUGCUGCAGCAACAAGGGAGCAACUGGUCCAACUAGUUCGGUUUGCUAAGGACAAUGGAUCUAUAAUAGUAUAUGACUCAGCGUAUGCUAUGUAUAUUUCUGGCGACAACCCACGCUCCAUCUUUGAAAUUCCUGGAGCCAAAGAGGUUGCCAUUGAAACUUCAUCAUUUAGCAAGUAUGCUGGGUUCACUGGAGUUCGACUGGGUUGGACUGUGGUUCCAAAGCAGUUACUGUUUUCUGAUGGAUUUCCCGUUGCCAAGGACUUCAACCGUAUCGUAUCUACUUGUUUCAAUGGUGCAUCAAAUAUUUCCCAGGCUGGUGGUCUUGCCUGCCUUUCACCAGAAGGCCUUAAGGCUAUGCGCGGGGUUAUUGGAUUCUACAAAGAAAAUACUAACAUAAUAGUCGACACAUUUGAUUCUCUCGGGUUUAAAGUGUAUGGAGGGAAAAGUGCACCGUACGUGUGGGUCCACUUCCCAGGCCAAAAUUCAUGGGAUGUAUUCAGUGAGAUUCUUGAGAAGACACAUGUGGUUACAACUCCUGGCAGUGGUUUUGGACCCGGUGGUGAAGGUUUUGUCAGGGUUAGUGCCUUUGGUCACAGGGAAAAUGUCUUGGAGGCCUGCAGAAGAUUCAAGAAGCUAUACAAGUGAUGAAAUUUAGAAUAUUUCAAUUGGUUUCAAGCUGUAUUCUCUUGGAUUAGCAUUGAUUGAGCUUUCUAUGACCCGUGUUGGUGCUGUGUUUUGAAUAAUUUUCUUUAGAAUGAAGACUAUGUUGUAGAGACUGAAUAGCGGCGUUUGUUUAGUCUGGUACCAUUUUUAUCAUUGUAUCACGCACCUCGAAUCUGAUGCAAUACAUCUUAGAUGAUGUUAAAUGUGUCUUGUAUGCUUAUAUGGAAAAUGUAGCAAUUCAACAUGGGUGAACAAUUUUCUGUUAAAAGGCUUGCAGGUCUUCCUUAA
Molecule: messenger RNA, 1652 nt
Organism: Trifolium pratense (red clover)
Lineage: Eukaryota; Viridiplantae; Streptophyta; Magnoliopsida; Fabales; Fabaceae
Product: probable LL-diaminopimelate aminotransferase, chloroplastic
Exons: 6
Coding region: 498-1346 (282 amino acids)
Cellular component (GO): chloroplast
Molecular function (GO): pyridoxal phosphate binding; L,L-diaminopimelate:2-oxoglutarate transaminase activity
Source: RefSeq, a predicted model, not a curated record